UGUAUAAAAAUUUAGCAAUUGCCAUUUGGCUGUCCUCUUCCUUCUUUCUCUCACAUCUCUCUUUCUUUUCUCUCUCUUUCGUUCACAAGUCACAACUCACAACUCACUUCGAUUUUCCUUCUGCUACACCAACGCACGAACACACUCACAGACACUCACGAACACAACGCUUCUUCGUCUUUUCUGAUUUUCGCUCCAAAACCCAUUGCUUCUAUCACUCACACUCCACUUUCAGAUCGGUGUGUGUCUCUCUCCCCGACAGACAAAAAAAGAAGAAAAGGAUUUGAAGAUUUGGAAAAGUUGCUUUCAGUCUUGAAGUACUAAAAAAGUUGAGUGUGAGAUGUGAAGUGAAUUUUGAACAGUGAAAAUUGGUAAAUGGGGACCCAAAGGCAAAACUCAAUGUACAGUCUCACACUGGAUGAGGUUCAGAAUCAAUUGGGUGAUUUGGGGAAGCCGCUAACUAGUAUGAACCUUGAUGAGCUUCUAAAAAAUGUGUGGACUGCUGAGGCAAGCCAGACCAUUGGUAUGGACAAUGAGGGCACAUCACAAGCUAGUCAAGCUGCUCUGCAGCAUCAGGCUAGUCUGUCAUUAACUGGAGCACUAAGCAAGAUGACUGUAGAUGAGGUUUGGAGAGAUAUCCAAGAAAACAAAAUCAUUGCGGAGAAGAAGUUCGAAGACAGACAUCCUACUUUGGGAGAAAUGACAUUGGAGGAUUUCUUGGUGAAAGCAGGUGUUGUUGCAGAUGCAUCUUCUAAUAGAACAAAUACUGGUACUAUAGCUGGAGUUGAUUCAAACGUGGCAGUACCGCAGUUUCCUUCACAAGGACAGUGGAUACAAUAUCCACAAGUACAAUAUCAGCAUUCCCCACAAAGUUUAAUGGGGGGGAUCUAUAUGCCUAGCCAAGGUAUGGUACAACCAAUACACAUGGGAGCUGAAGCUUCGAUAGAUGUUUCAUUUGCAGAUAGUCAGGUGGCAUUGCCAUCACCUCUGAUGGGAACAAUGCCUGAUAUGCUGACUCCUGGAAGAAAAUGGAGCAAUUCUGAGGACAUGAGAGAGAAGACUGUUGAGAGGAGACAGAAAAGGAUGAUAAAAAAUCGGGAAUCAGCUGCCCGUUCAAGAGCAAGGAAACAGGCAUACACAAAUGAAUUGGAGAAUAAAGUCUCGCGCCUGGAAGAGGAAAAUGAAAGGCUGAGGAAACAAAAGGAGCUAGAGCUGAUGUUGCCAUGUGAACCCCCUCCUGAACCUAAAUAUCAACUUCGCCGAAUAGCAUCAGCUCCAUUCUGAGAUCUGUACCUAGUUGUAGAGGUUUGUAUAUACGAGUAUCAGGGAAUUCUCCUUGUGGAUUACUGUGCGGUUGAAUCUGGUAUGCCAGGAAUAGUUAUGAGAUGCAUUUGCAUCCAAUGGCUUGCUUUUAAUUGUUGUGAAGUUCUUUAUAACUCCUCUGUGAAAGUUCUUCAGAAAAAAAUGAAAAAUAUUGUAGUUAUACCAUUCACAAUAUAGCCCUUUUAAUCAUGCCUUGAGAGGUACUUUGGCGUUUUGGGGAUGACAAAAUUGUGGGGUCUUGCCAUUUUUCAAGUUAUGGGAAAAUAGGGCGACUUUU
Molecule: messenger RNA, 1600 nt
Organism: Glycine soja
Lineage: Eukaryota; Viridiplantae; Streptophyta; Magnoliopsida; Fabales; Fabaceae
Product: ABSCISIC ACID-INSENSITIVE 5-like protein 2
Exons: 4
Coding region: 376-1284 (302 amino acids)
Biological process (GO): positive regulation of DNA-templated transcription
Cellular component (GO): nucleus
Molecular function (GO): DNA-binding transcription factor activity
Source: RefSeq, a predicted model, not a curated record